GGGACAGCUCUCACACUUUAUAGAAUGGCAAGGACUUUUCGCCCUCGUCUCGCUUUGCGUUCUGUUGUAUCGCGAAAGUAUGACACUUUGCCUGCUGUUGUGAAGCAGAACCCGCCAGCUAACUCUUUGUUCGCAAAAUUAAUAGUGAAGCUAUAGUAAACUGAAGGACACAGCUGCUGCUCCUACUACUACUACAACGCGACUCUUAUGUCGGCUGUCAAAACGUGACGUCCUUUCGCUUCGGCUUGCGCUCGUGAGGCUGCUCAGUUCUGGAAACCAGUGUUAUAUGGGAGUAUACAAUUACAGCUGGAUACAUCUGUCCUACGAAGCCUAUAAAUAACUAAACAAUAUGGAAACUCUGCGCUCUAAUAGCCUAUGUGUAUAAGCUAUGUUGCGUUGGUUUCAGACAAGAAACUAGUAACACGGAACGACAGCGGAAAGCCAGCCUUCUUCUUGUUACGUGGAGGAUUGUGUUCUUGCCUUAAUGGGAAGGCUACCUGGAUGUAUAAACAGCUGCCUACGAACUUGGGUCUGAAUAGGAGACAACACAAAGACACGGAUUCGUUGUGUGAAUCUUUAGGUUUCCUCAAUGACCACCACCAAGGCGGUGUGACCAAGCACGACCAAUCACCACCCCCCCCUGCCCCUUCCCUCCCUUCCUCCCUCCCUCUUCCCCUUCCCCAACGCUCCCUCUCCUCUCUCCCUGCUCUCUGAACCUCAACACUGGGACAUCCACUUGACCUCAGGGUGACCUCUAUGUGACCCGUGCGCGUCACCAUGCUGAUUAAGGAGUACCGCAUCCCCAUGCCCCUGAGCGUGGAGGAGUACCGCAUCGCCCAGCUCUACAUGAUCCAGAAGAAGAGUCGGGAUGAGAGCUGUGGCGAGGGCAGUGGGGUGGAGAUCAUGGAGAACCGGCCGUAUACGGACGGUCCGGGCGGCGCCGGGCAGUACACGCACAAGGUGUACCACAUCGGGCAGCACAUCCCCGGCUGGUUCCGCUCCAUCCUGCCCAAGGCUGCGCUGCGCGUGGAGGAGGAGUCCUGGAACGCCUACCCGUACACACGCACAAGGUAUACCUGUCCCUUUGUGGAGAAGUUCUCCAUCGACAUCGAGACGUUUUACAAGUCGGACACAGGGAAUCAGGCGGACGUCUUCAACCUGUCCCCUGCUGAGAGACGUCAGAGGACUCUGGACCCCAUAGACAUUGUGAAGGACCCGAUCCCUCCCCACGAAUACAAGGCCGAGGAGGACCCACGUAUCUACUGCUCAGCCAAGACCAAGAGGGGCCCGCUGACGGACGACUGGAUCGACGACAUCACCUACAACCCCGGCAAGAGCCCUGUCAUGUGUGCUUACAAGCUGUGCAAGGUGGAGUUCCGCUACUGGGGCAUGCAGUCCAAGAUCGAGCGCUUCAUCCACGACGUGGGCCUGCGUAAGGUGAUGGUGCACGCCCACCGGCAGGCGUGGUGCUGGCAGGACGAGUGGUACGGCCUGACCAUGGACGACAUCCGGCAGCUGGAGCUGGAGACGCAGCUGGCGCUGGCGCAGCGCAUGGCCCAGUUCAGCUGCGGCGAGGAGGCCACUGAGGCCAACGGGGCGCCCGGCGCGCUGCCCGAGAAGGGCCAGGAGGCGCAGGAGGGGCUGGCCGACGACCACGACAGCGCGGCCGCCGCCACCGGCACGCUGCAGGCCCGCGGGGGCCUCACCAAGCAGUGGUCCACCUCCUCACGGUCCUCACGCUCGUCCAAGAGAGGAGUGAGUCCAUCACGUCAUAGCAUUUCAGAAUGGAGGAUGCAGAGCAUCGCUCGGGACUCGGAUGACAGCUCAGAUGAGGAGUUCUUUGAUGCCCAUGAGGACUUGUCUGAUAAUGAAGAGAUCUUCCCCAAAGAGAUCACCAAGUGGAACUCCAAUGAUCUCAUGGACAAGAUUGAGGCCACUGAUUCAGAGGAGACUGCUGCAUUCCUGGGAACUGAGAUGUGUGGCCACGCCUCCAUCCCCACUAUCUUGGUGACCAGGCACCUGUCAGAUGGUUCCUCCCAGCCUACUCUGCAGGUGUGUAGCACACACGUGUUGAUUCUGGUGUUGCAUGGCGGGAACAUCCUGGACUCUGGGGGCGGAGAGCCCAGCUCCAAGCAGGCCGACGUCAACACGCUGUCGUCGGCUUUCGACUCGGUGAUGCGCGUGCACUACCCCUCAGCACUGGGACACAUCGCCAUCCGCCUGGUGCCCUGCCCCGCCAUCUGCGCUGAGGCUUUCUCCCUGGUGUCCAAUCUGAGCCCCUACAGUUAUGACGAGGGCUGUCUGAGCAGCAGUCAGGACCACAUCCCCCUGGCGGCCCUCCCCCUCCUGGCCACUUCCUCUCCGCAGUACCAGGAAGCCGUGGCCACGGUCAUCACCAGAGCCAACCAGGUGUACGCUGACUUCAUCAGGUCCCUAGAUGGGGUGGCCUUCUCAGGACAGGUGUGUUUAAUAGGAGACUGUGUUGGGGGCAUCCUGGGCUUUGAUGCCUUGUGCAGCAGUUCUCAGACAGUCUGUGAGAGCCAGAACAGCAGUCGCCGUGGUAGCCUUGUCAGUGUACAGGACCCGGAGCUGCUCUCCCCAGGGAUUGUGAUAAACUGCGGUCCCCCGUCGCCCACUCUGUCUCUCGAGGGCAGCCGGCAGCUGAGUCGCAGCAACAUCGACAUCCCGCGAGCAGGGGGCGCCGAAGAGCCAACGCGACAGAGCCUUCGCAAGAGGAGCGACUCCUCCACCUAUGAGAUUGACACCAUCAAACACCACCAUGACUUCCUCACCAGUCUGCACAGCAGUGUGCUGCGUGCAGAGACAGGUUCCCGCAGGUCUAGUAACAGCACUAUGCUGGAGGGUGGGGCCCUGGGCAGGUUUGACUUUGACGUGGCCGACUUCUUCCUAUUUGGCUCCCCGCUGGGACUGGUGCUCGCUCUGCGCAAGACUGUCAUCCCAUCAUUAGAGGUGGCGCUGCUGCGUCCUGCCUGUCAGCAGGUGUAUAAUCUGUUCCACCCAGCCGACCCGUCUGCCUCGCGGGUGGAGCCUCUGCUGGAGAAGAAGUUCCACCUGCUGCCCCCCUUCAGCGUGCCGCGCUACCAGCGCUUCCCUUUGGGGGACGGCAACUCCGCUCUGCUAGUGGAGACGAUACAGAGCCAAGCACAGCUGCUGCUCGAGACCGCCCCCCGGUGUACGGAGGCCGCCAGUGAGACCAGCAUCCCCGUUCCCGUACUCAGCCUGCAGGAUGGCUUUCUCAGGGCCCCAACGCCCUGCCCGCCUGAGUCGGAUGUUGUUCAGUCUCAUGGUGGUGUCUUCGUGGACAGUUCGUCCCCCUCCUCCCCACUCACUGCACCCCUCUGUCGAGUUCACCGGAGGGGCAGUGAGGUCAGCAUGGCCAGCCAGGUUUCAGGGAUGGCAGACAGCUACACUGCCACCAACAUAGCUAACACCUCAGCCAGAUCAGAUGCAGUCCAGCCUUCAAAGAAGAGUGGUCUGCUGGCCCAGCUGGCCUUGACCUCUCAGGCCUCGGUCAAGUUCUUUCUGAGGAGCCCCCCACGAUCCCGUAGAAAGGCAGGGGCCAACUGCUCCACAAUACUGGUCACUGCUCCUGAUCCAGAUCCGGGACAUGUCCUAGAACUGGAUCUUAAAUCCGAACCGAUGUCCAAGCAAAGCUCCAUAGAGACGGAGCUCACAACACCGGAUGAAGACUUGUCGCCAACUAUGGGCUUCGGUCGAUUGACCUCAGCAGCUCUGGACUUUGCCAUGUGUGAUCUGACCUCUCUGGACUCCCUGCCUGACAUUGAGCAAGUCGCUGCUCGCUGGUGGGGUAGCAAGAGGCUGGACUUUGCACUCUACUGCCCUGACGCACUCACCGCCUUCCCCACCAUCGCUCUGCCUCACCUCUUCCAUGCUUCCUAUUGGGAGUCCACAGAUGUGGUGUCCUUCCUGUUGCGCCAGGUGAUGCGUCACGAGAACGCCAGCAUCCUGGAGCUGGAUGGCAGGGAGGUGUCGGAGUUCACGCCCUCUAAACCGCGGGAGAAGUGGCAGCGCAAGCGCACCCACGUGAAGAUCAGGAAUGUGUCGGCUAACCACCGGGUGCACGACGCUGUGUUUGCUGAGGACGGCCAGCAGGUGGUGACAGGGCGCUUUAUGUACGGUCCUCUGGACAUGGUGACCCUGACCGGAGAAAAGGUGGAUGUACACAUUAUGACCCAACCCCCAGCGGGUGAGUGGGAGUACUACAGCACGGAGGUGACCAGCAGCAGUGGCCGCAUAUCUUACCCCAUCUCAGAGGACAAGAGACUGCGUGCCGGAGUCUAUCCUGUCAAAAUGGUCGUCAGGGGUGACCACACAUUUGCUGACAGCUAUCUGACAGUUCUUCCUCGAGGAACAGAGUUUGUGGUGUUCAGCAUUGAUGGUUCCUUCGCUGCCAGUGUGUCCAUCAUGGGCAGUGAUCCUAAGGUUCGGGCCGGAGCUGUGGAUGUGGUCAGGCACUGGCAGGAUCUGGGCUACCUGAUCAUCUAUGUGACGGGGCGGCCCGACAUGCAGAAGCAGCGCGUGGUGGCGUGGCUCUCCCAGCACAACUUCCCCCAUGGCAUCGUGUCCUUCUGCGACGGCCUGGUGCACGACCCACUGCGCCACAAAGCCAACUUCCUCAAGACGCUCAUCAGUGAGACACACAUGAAGAUCUGUGCUGGCUACGGUUCCACUAAAGACAUCUCAGUGUACAGUGCCAUCGGCCUCACUCCCUCACAGAUCUACAUCGUGGGCCGGCCAUCCAAAAAGAUGCAACACCAGUGCCAGUUCAUCUCAGAUGGCUAUGCGUCCCACCUGUCUCAGCUGGAGAGCUCGCACCGCGCUCGGCCGGCCAAGUCCACCAGCUCCCGCAUGGUCCUGCGCAAGCCCAGCUUCGGCCUGGGCGCCAGCGGCGAGUUCCUGCGCAAGAGUAACCACCUGCUGCGCACCAUCUCCUCCCAGCCCGGGACCAGCGGCACCGCCAGCACCGGCGGUCAGGGUCAGGGCCAGGGCCACGGGCGGCCCGAGCGCACCAAGAGCCAGUCGGACAGCCACCACGAGCGGGCGGAGCGGGUGGAGCGGGCGCAGGCGCAGCGCAGCAUGAGUCUGGCCGCCGGCUGCUGGGGACGCAGCGGCAGUGGCAAGCAGGACAAGCUGGACCCCACCGCCUUCCACCCCAAGAACUAGAGAGAGAGAGAGGAGGGAGAGAGAGGGAGAGAGAGGGAGAGAGAGAGAGAGGGAGAGAGAGAGAGAGAGAAAGAGGAAGAGAGAGGGAGAGAGAG
Alosa sapidissima (American shad) is the source of this 5300-nucleotide messenger RNA. RefSeq names its product membrane-associated phosphatidylinositol transfer protein 2-like. Gene Ontology annotation, molecular function: phosphatidylinositol binding; metal ion binding; phosphatidylcholine intramembrane carrier activity. The coding region runs from base 778 to 5205 and encodes 1475 amino acids. The transcript is spliced from 27 exons. Gene Ontology annotation, biological process: phospholipid transport. The record is from RefSeq and is a predicted model, not a curated record. Gene Ontology annotation, cellular component: cytoplasm. NCBI's taxonomy places the organism in Eukaryota, Metazoa, Chordata, Actinopteri, Clupeiformes, Clupeidae.